Messenger RNA from Zea mays, 975 nucleotides. RefSeq names its product IAA16 - auxin-responsive Aux/IAA family member. Gene Ontology annotation, cellular component: nucleus. Bases 109 to 813 code for a protein of 234 amino acids. The record is from RefSeq and is marked validated. NCBI's taxonomy places the organism in Eukaryota, Viridiplantae, Streptophyta, Magnoliopsida, Poales, Poaceae. Gene Ontology annotation, biological process: regulation of DNA-templated transcription. The transcript is spliced from 6 exons.
AUAUAGAUAGAUAGGAGUACACUGCGUAGGAGACAGCAAGAGGGCGAGGCUGUGUGUGAGAGAGGGGGAGGCAGAGAACAUUCGGCAGUGUGAGAAUCGGAAUCGGAGAUGGCUUGGAAUGGCCGCUUCGGCGACGACGAGGAGGGGAGCGGCCUUGAGCUCAGCCUUAGCCUCCCGGGCUACUUCUCCGGAUCGCCAACCCAAGCUGCAGCAGGUUUCGAGGACAAAGCAGACGGCGGCUCUGCUGCUGCUGCUGCUGCUGGGCGAGCAAAGGGAAGCAAUGGCUUCAAGGCCAGGCCGGCGGCAGCUGCUCCGGUCGUGGGAUGGCCGCCAGUGCGCGCGUUCCGGCGGAACCUCGCCUCGGCGUCCUCCAAGCCGUCCCGCGAUCCGCCACCAAGCCACAGAGGAAACGAGUCCGCGAGCGUCGGCGCCGGCGGCAAGGCCGUCGAGGGCGGCAACAAGGGCCUGUUCGUCAAGGUCAACAUGGACGGCGUGCCCAUCGGCCGGAAGCUCGACCUGGGCGGCCACGCCGGCUACGACACGCUAACCGCCGCCGUCGACCACCUCUUCCGCGGCCUCCUCUCCGCUCAAACGUCGGGACCAGGCGGCGAGCGGCAGGCGGUCGCGGGGAUCCUGAACGGUGGCGGCGAGUACACGCUGGUGUACGAGGACGACGAGGGAGACCAGAUGCUGGUCGGGGACGUGCCGUGGCAGAUGUUCGCCGCCACCGCCAGGCGUCUGCGCGUGCUGCGGAGCUCCGAUCUCAACCCCUCGUCGCUAAGGGCAGCGACCAGGAAGAGAGCUGCAGCUUAGUGCUGCGCUGGCGUACCCUGGAGUCUCAACUCUGAACAUUUUGCGGCCUUUUCGGAGGGCCACCAAUGUAAAAUUGAAGCGGUUUUUCGUGGAUUUUUGUUACCAUUACCAUCAUGUAUGUGAUCAAGUAGGGAAGCAGGAAUCUAGAGGAGAUGAGUGGUG